Sycon ciliatum is the source of this 1281-nucleotide messenger RNA. RefSeq lists its product as uncharacterized. The transcript is spliced from 3 exons. The record is from RefSeq and is a predicted model, not a curated record. The coding region runs from base 161 to 1207 and encodes 348 amino acids. Lineage: Eukaryota; Metazoa; Porifera; Calcarea; Leucosolenida; Sycettidae.
GUGUUGAUUCACUACUAGCUGUUUACAGUUCUGACCUAUAGUUUCAUGAGACUAGUUUUGUUGUAGAUCUACAGCGUAUAAUUAUAGAGCUGAUCUACGUGCACUUUGCUAUUUGAGAAAUUUGUUUAGCAGACCCUCUGUCAGCACCAGAUAUUUCGAAAUGGACGUAUCGGAGAGAACACCGCGCAAAAGUGAGAGUGACCGUCCCCGCCUUCAGGAGCGCGGCGUUGCAGGGCUGAGAAAUUUAUUGUCGAAGAACGCUAAUCGCCCCAAGAAACAAGCGUCAGAUGAUAAUGAAACAGAAGAUAUCCUCCAGAAAAUGGCAAAGAAGAACGCAGAGAUUCAACGGAAAUUCGAUAUCGCUCAACGAGAUCGUGAAGAAGCUGCUGCGGUGGGUGCCUCAUUCCGUUCUUCCCAAUGUAGCACGCAGGCCUCCAGACUCAACGGUUCUUACGGCGCUAUGUGUGCGCAAAGUCAGAACAAGCCCGAAACACAUUCAUCUGAGCAAAAUUCUGCCAGUGUGAAGCACGCCAGAAUAAUGUCCCCGCCAUCCAGUCAAAUAUCAGGUAUGUCCUGUAGACGAAUCCAGUCUGCCGGGAGCGCUUGUGGUCCUCUUCCGCCAAAAGGACGAGCCAGGAUCCGACCACAGUCUUCCCACAUGGCUGUCGUUGGUAAUGUCGGAGCAUCAACUGGGUCACAGGCAUCAAGUCAAACUUCUACCAUAUCCUCGAGACAACUCCAGUCUGCGGGGAAUGCUCCUUGUCGUCUCCCGUCAAAAGGACGCGGAAGAGUCCGAGCACAGCCUCCAAGCAUGGCUGGUGCUGGAAAUGUUAGAGCAUCAACAGGGCCGCAUGCUACCGCACAUGGACGAAUGACGUUGACUCCCACUGAACAACCUGGACACAAGCAGACGGAGAGGGAUAGUGAUAGUGAUUCGUUGCAGACUGCGUCGUUUCCAAAGAUAGAGUCGCCGUCCCUCCAGGCCAGAAAGAAGCCUGAAUCCAAUCGCUUUGCAGGGCUUCGGGGUGCGCUACUUGGCCUGGUAACUGAGAUACACGCGAAGAACGAAACCUUGAAAGAGGAUCAGUCCACACUGUUUUCUGGACAUGUGCAAGUGGUGAGUAAGCCGAACAGGACUCCCACCGAACAACCGGGGCACAAUCAAAGCGGAAGUACAGAUGUGUCCGGCCAGCCGCAAUCAGUAUAAUACACUAAGCAGUGAUGUUAUAAUUUCUCGCCGGCCGAGCGGAGAGAGUGAGGCGAGAAAUGAUUUCUCCCGCA